CACGGCCCGGACCGCCCUGGGGAAGUCUGGCUGCGGAUAAAUCUCCCGCCAGCUCCGGCCGCGGUGAUUGGCCCGGGCGCCGGCGAUAAAGGCGGGAGCGCGGGCCCGGCGCGAGUUUCUGCAGCGGCGGCCGUGGCUUCCCUCCUGCGAGCUCCCCGCGGCGCCAUGAGCUUCAACCUGCCCACCGUGCUGCCCGGCGCCCCCAGCCAGGCCCGCGGGCAGAUCCAGGUGAUUCUCGGACCCAUGUUCUCAGGGAAAAGCACUGAGCUGAUGCGGCGGGUCCAGCGCUUCCAGAUCGCCCAGUACAAGUGCUUGGUGAUCAAAUACGCCAAGGACACGCGGUACAGCAGCCAGUUCUCCACGCACGACCGGAACACCAUGGAGGCCCUGCCGGCCAGCCUGCUGCGGGAAGUGGCCCAGGAGGCCAUGGGCGUGGCUGUCAUCGGCAUCGACGAGGGGCAGUUUUUCCCCGACAUCGUGGAGUUCAGCGAGACCAUGGCCAACGCCGGGAAGACGGUCAUCGUGGCUGCGCUGGACGGGACCUUCCAGAGGAAGGCCUUCGGGACCGUCCUGCACCUGGUGCCGCUGGCCGAGAGCGUGGUGAAGCUGAACGCCGUGUGCAUGGAGUGCUUCCGCGAGGCCGCCUACACCAAGAGGCUGGGCCUGGAGAAGGAGGUCGAGGUGAUUGGAGGAGCCGACAAAUACCACGCCGUGUGCCGCCUCUGCUACUUCCGGAAGGCGCCGGGUCCGCCCGCCGCGCUGGACGGGGAGGACAAGGAGAACUGCCCGGCGCCGGGGAGGCCGGGGGAGGCUGUGGGUGCCAGGAAGCCCCUGGUCCCUCAUCAGACCCUGCAGUGCAGCCCCGCCAACUGAGCCCGGGGUGGCACCCCCUAGCGGACACCUGCCCCGCGUGAGCCGCCUGUCGGAGGAGGAAGCGGGCGGGAGCUCAGGGGCUGUGGAAGCUGUCUGCAGGCCCUUGCCCGCGGUGGUCCGCAGCCCGUUUCCCUCUUGGCCUGCCCCCCGGCCUUUCUCAGUUCCCUCCCGGCGGCUGGAGCCGGCCCUGCGCUGCGGCUCUGGUUCUGGCCCGGCAGCCGCGGCUCCUUCUCCUUUGGGGUGCGGAGCAGGCCGCAGGCUGUGGUGACGUCAGCUGCGCUGGCUCCUUCCCUCUCUGUGGCUUUCGCUGCUGAGUUUCUGUUCUCACCGGGGAGUCUCGCUCCACACGAAGGCGG
This is a messenger RNA of Myotis daubentonii (Daubenton's bat), 1229 nucleotides long. RefSeq names its product thymidine kinase 1 (gene TK1). Gene Ontology annotation, molecular function: ATP binding; thymidine kinase activity. NCBI's taxonomy places the organism in Eukaryota, Metazoa, Chordata, Mammalia, Chiroptera, Vespertilionidae. The record is from RefSeq and is a predicted model, not a curated record. Gene Ontology annotation, biological process: thymidine metabolic process.